AUGCAUCAACUAAGAAACAUCGCACUUGAAAAAACACUAUGGUUGACAUUCUUCAAAUCGGGUACAGGUAUCUUAAAUUCUGAACAACCCACUUACAAACUAUGGCCACCAUUAUUCAAAACUAUCAUACGACGAGCUUUGCAACAGUCAAAUAUAGAUCUUGAAGUGACAGAUAUGCUAUGUUAUAGUGGCGCUUAUUCUCAUCAACGUCGAUUAGAAGUAUGGUUUCUAUCUCACGAAGAAAACUUGUCCAACAAAGCAAAAUUCAUACCCAAUUUUGAAUUGAAUAUUAAACCAUGGCUUGAUAAUUUCAUUCAGCAACAUAUUCGUCCAUUAGAAUCGGACUACGAAUAUAAAAUUGCAUUAAUUGGCUACGAUUAUGAAGAUGAACGAUUAGCUUAUGAAAUUGAACAACAAUCACAUGUACUCACAGCUAGUCAAGUAAGACCUGUUUUAUUUAUUCUGAUGCAAGAUAUCCCAUGA
Rotaria sp. Silwood1 is the source of this 483-nucleotide messenger RNA. Lineage: Eukaryota; Metazoa; Rotifera; Eurotatoria; Philodinida; Philodinidae. The record is from the annotation of a GenBank genome assembly.